Acanthaster planci (crown-of-thorns starfish) is the source of this 3376-nucleotide messenger RNA. Its product is annotated as tetratricopeptide repeat protein 22-like. The record is from RefSeq and is a predicted model, not a curated record. Gene Ontology annotation, molecular function: protein binding. NCBI's taxonomy places the organism in Eukaryota, Metazoa, Echinodermata, Asteroidea, Valvatida, Acanthasteridae.
UUCAACCAAUUUCUCAUGGGGGAAAUUCCGGCGAUUUUGCAAUCCUGGUUGUGGAAAUAUUAUAUAGCUGCGUGACGUUUCCGCAAAAUAUGUCAUUUGUUCUCUAGGAACAGACAAGAGCAUUUACCUCGUUGCUAGAACUCCUUUCUCCAACAGCGACUCAUCCAAUCACUUCGUCGUCUUCAAAGUAGAAUUAGCAAAUUAUGGCUGGAGAUGUACCACCAGUUGGACACUUCGGGUUGCCGUUGCAUACCAACACGGGAACCAUUGUACCGGUCACCGCUAAUUACAAACGAGGCGUCCUAGAGUAUUACUUGAACCGAAAGGGAGACCGACCGGAACGCCACGCCCUCCGCAAUCUCCUCGGCGUUCUGGCUUUCCAGCAGGGCCAAAGGGAUCUUGCACGGCAGCAUUUUGAUCGCAUUCUUUCUGAAGGGGAGGAUCCGGGAAAUUUGAAUGCAAGAGCAAACCUUGACCACGUGAACACGGUGGUGACAUCUGAUAACGACUUGCCGGAUCUGGAAACGGAGGACGGCAAGCGCCGACAAGCCAGACGCUACGCCGAACAGGGUUUCGCCUUCAUGUUCGAGCUCUACGAUGAGACGGUUACACACCAGCGAUACAGGCAGGCACGCGAUCUCUACGUGAAAGCCAUGGAGUUGGCGGGUAAUUUGGUGGAUCACAAAGAGAAAGAAGAUUGGCACUUUGGUAUUGGACUAGCCAACUUUAAAAUGUUCAGCAUCCCGGCGACUAUGUCGGCUGAGGCAAUGAAGGCAGCGUUGGACUCAGCUGUCAAAAACUUCCGAGCCAUACUGACCAGCGCACAAGCGGAUAACGCAAUGAAGUGCGAUGCAUGGUUUGAGUUAGCCCUGACUGUCAACAAAGCACUCAAGUCUCACAUAUUGCGGCCAACAAUAACGCUCGAAAAUCUAACUCCACAGGCAUGUCUGGAUAACGCACUUCAGGUGUCCCCAGAUAAUUUUAUGGAGGCGCGCAUUCAAGCUCGUAAAGCGUAUUUUUGUUAUCAAGCUGACCCCAGAAAUGGCUUUCAAGAGGCCAUACAUUUGCUAGAAAGGUCCAUCGAACUCGACAGUUCCAAGAUCAAUUUUCAUGCCUACUCCACGCGGGCAAAUAUCUACUUAGAGGAGUACGAAAGCAGCAAUAACGUUGAUCUCCUGCAUAGUGCGCAAGCUGACCUUGAGCACAUCUUGAAGGAACAUGUUUCUCCAUGGGAUUUUGAAAUGCUGGCAAAGGUGUAUUUGUAUUUGGCAAAAAGCACCACCCAAGAAGAAGAAUCCAAGGCAUACAUCCAGAAGGCUCUCCAGAACUGCACGAACAGCGAAAAAUGUCAGGACGGCGCAAAUAGACCCAGUCUCCAAACGCUCCGAGAACAAAUUCUGAGGUACAGUGACCGACAUUAAGAGGCAAAGGAGUCCUACCAGAAAGGCGUUGAAAGUUCUUUAUAUUAGUCGGCUCUUCAAUGAGAAUUUGUGUCAGUCCUGUGUAAUUCAAUUAAUGAUACGGUAUUCUUUAUAUCAUUUACCUGAAAAAAAAAACCAGUAUUAACGUCAUUAUCCCCUUUAUAUUUCUCAGCUUUAAUUAAGUUGAUUUCUGAUUUUCUGCAUUGUGCUAUAUGCUUGGGACAUGUAUGUAACACUUAGACCUAUCCUGUUUUAAUCAGUCGAUGUAUUUCAUGUAUUUUAAAAAUGUCAAUUCAUUAUUUUCAAUAUUGUUUUCGGUCAAUGAAAUUCUGCGCUGAACAGCAAUGAAGGGAUGAUUUUGAAGAAACGAGGAUGCUUUUGUUUAAAGAAAUCCCCAAUCACAGGUCAGAAUGUCGUUUUUUCUCCCGUUUUUGACGUAUAAAAUAAGUUUAUUUGAUUUCAAAUAGUGCAUGAUGUAAAUGAAACCAUUUUGGUACAUGUUUGCUUGGCUGCUGUCUUGCUUUUGUUUCAUGGGGAAAAAUCAGAAUUAGUGCCAUUCACCGCUUUAUAUUUCUGAGCUUUAAGUUGAUUUCUGAUUUUCUGCAUUGUAAUUGUCGAAAUCUAUGUUACAUGCUUAGGACGCAUAUUUAACACUUAGACCUGUCCUGUUUUAUUAUAUAAUUAGUUUGUAUUUCUUGUAUUUUAAAAGUGCCAUUUUAUUUAUUUUUUUUUAAAACCUUUAUUUAACUAUUCUGGCAACUGAUAAAAUUAAUCUCUUGUGUGGUUCAGUCAAUUAUUUCUCGUACUGCAGGUCAUGAUUGUUACAAGUUUCUCAUUUACAUUGGGAAAUUCGAUUUCCGCUUUGCUAACAGUGGAUAAAUGGUAAGGGAUAAUUAUGAUAUUGAGGGGAUGCCUGGUUGUAACAGCUAGAGGCUGAGCCAGCAGAAACUUGAAUGAUAGAGACUUUAAUGAUACCCCGACAGUGCAACGCGAGGACUUGUUACACCAUGCCUGAUUUCACAUUUUGCAAGGGGGAAAUAUUUGUUUUGUUUCUGUGCUAUAUUUAUGUGGUGUUUGUGCUAAUGUGCUAAUUGUUAAGUGCUGUAGUCAAAUGAGGGCGCUAUUCAUGUUGUCCAUGAAUCGCUCGGUGCGUUGCCGCGUAGUAAUCUUGGUGUUUAGGACAUGCUAUGCGGGCACGAGAGAUAGUGCCAGGUUUAAUAAUGCAUUCAUUUAUAAAAUGUUAAUGUCUUGAUUAUGUGAGUUAUAGAUAAAUGCAAAUGGGUAGAUAUUUAAUAGUCCAGAUCGAUUAAUAGAGAGAUUAAGUUGCAAUCAGUUAAGCUCCGGUGCCCAUGAAUAUACGAGUAAAUUGGUCGUUCGCGCCACAACUUUGGGUCUUUUCCAAAACUUCUAGACUACUUUGUAGUCGUCAGGUUCAGGGCCUGGAAUGGUCCUGUGGAUUUGCUGAAUUGUACCAGCAGGGUUGGGGGCCCUAGACUAGGGGCAGAUUGGCUCCAUCGACUGGUGAGUUACAUGUAUAUAGCGAUUUAUAUAAUAGCUAAUGUAAGGUCAUAAAAGUGGCUGUAUGUAGCAGGGUGCAAGUUGAAUGUCAAAUUUGCAAUGUGGUGUGCACGCACGUGUACCUCCACCUUUGUUAUUGUACAUGUACAAUAUAUUUUGCAUGACCUUGAAAAUCCGCAACAUAUACAUCUUACAUCGUAAGUUACAUGUAGCACCAGCAAUACUCUUCAUUGAUCAUGGAAAUUGGUAUUUAAUUUAAUUUCAUUUAAAGAACCAACGAUUCAUGUUUGUUUAAAUUAAUAAUUUUGUAUUGGCAGGUCUUUUCAUGAGCAAAGUGGAGAUCUCCAAUAAACCAAAAUUUGAGAGUGACACAGGAACCCCAAAAUUGGGUCUCACCGCCUCACUUUCUCUCGUCACCGGAAAUUACACUACACUUA